Galleria mellonella (greater wax moth) is the source of this 2507-nucleotide messenger RNA. RefSeq names its product facilitated trehalose transporter Tret1-like. Lineage: Eukaryota; Metazoa; Arthropoda; Insecta; Lepidoptera; Pyralidae. The transcript has 8 exons. Gene Ontology annotation, cellular component: membrane. The record is from RefSeq and is a predicted model, not a curated record. Gene Ontology annotation, molecular function: transmembrane transporter activity. Gene Ontology annotation, biological process: transmembrane transport. The coding region runs from base 232 to 1812 and encodes 526 amino acids.
CAUAUAAAACUAUUGUGCAAUUGUAUAACACGAGUGAUAAAGAAUACAAGUGUUCUAAUUUUUUAUAGAUAAUUUCCAAAUUCCACCGAACAUUAACAACGAUAUGGAAUAACAGUGCGUGUUUCUUGGACAAAAUGAGUAGCAAAUGAUAUGAGAAUCGUGAUCGUACUUCACCUUAUCAUACUUUUGCCUGUGAAAUUUUAUUUUAAAAAGUUGUUAUAACUUUUUAAUAUGACUAAUAAUCAGAAUGGUCAAGAGCGCAAACCUGUGAGUCGCAGCAGAGUUAUAUUAUCACAGGUGUUGGCAUGCCUCGCGCUGGACUUCCUUCUGAUUGGACUGGGGAUGUCGAUCAGCUUUGUGACAAUGGUGCUACCUGACGUAUUGGAUGCCAAGGAAGGAGUUAGCAUUACCAAAAAACAGGCUUCCUGGUUCGGAAGCAUGGCUUUUCUAUGCCAACCUUUCGGCAGUCUAUUUUCGGGUCCACUGCUGGACUACUUCGGUCGAAAGCGAGCUCUAUUCCUCGUGAACAUACCGCACGUUAUUGCAUGGCUACUGAUGCACUACGCAUGGGAUGUGCCGUCACUCUUCAUUGCAAAUGCCCUUCUCGGCAUUGGAACCGGUAUUAUGGAAGCACCAUCUAUUACGUAUGUUGGUGAAGUAAGUGACCCAUCACUCCGAGGCUUGCUCACGACUCUGACAAAUGGUUUCACCUCUGCAGGCAUCUUCGUCGCUUACUUGCUAGGAACUGUGUUACCUUGGAGACAAGCUGCGCUGGUCGCUCUCACAGUUCCUUUACUAACCAUGCUGCUAGUCUUGCUUGUACCAGAAACUCCCGUUUGGUUAUUGUCAAAAGGUCGUAAAAAGGAAGCACUACAAUCGCUUUGUCGACUCAGAGGUUGGGUAAAGCCAGAAGAUGUCAAAGAAGAAUUUGAUAAAUUAAUUCAAUAUGGUGAUCAAAUUCAACAAUGUAUGAUUUGUAUCAAGGAACAAAAAAGUGAAACAACAAAUUGCGAACAUUCCAGAAUGAAUAUCUUCCAAAAGAUUAAAUAUAAAGUUAAAUAUAUAUUACUAGUCAAAGAAACGACAAAGCCACUGUUACUAGUGAUGGCAUAUUUCUUAUUUCAUUCAAUGAGUGGAUUUAUGGCAAUUAGACCAAAUAUGGUAAAUUUUUGUAAAGCUUUAGGCAUGAAAUACGACUCUAAAGUCAUUGUGGUUUUCGUCGGAGCUGCAUUAAUACCAAUAAAUUUCGUGGCAGCUAUUAUAAUCAAAUAUAUUGGCAAGAGAAAAUUGAUUCUUAGCGCGCUUCUCUGCAACGCCCUCUGCUGUCUCGCCAUUAGCAUCUAUGCUGCCACGAGUCUAGCACCAGAUGUGUGCUCAUAUGAGCUAAAUACGUUUCCAAAAAAUGAAGAUAUUUUACCACUCGUGCUACUUAUACUGUUAGUCUUUUUUAACAGCUUGGGAAUUCCCUGGGUGCUGUUAUCUGAAGUCUUCUCUUUCAGGAGUCGCGGUAUCGCCACCAGUAUUGCAGCUGCUUAUAGCUAUGUUGUAUAUUUUGUUGCAACGAAAACCAAUUACAACUUGGAGACAUUAUUCCACCUUAGUGGUACAUUUGCCUUCUACGCAGCAUUCGGUAUAGCCGGCACUAUAUAUUUAUACCUGUUCUUACCUGAGACUGAGCGUAAAUCUUUGGCAGAAAUAGAAGCAUACUUUAAAGGGAAUAAAAGGGUGUAUGCUGACGAUUGUUUAAUUAAUUCAUUUAGAAAGAAACCAAAAGACAAUCAAGAUGCAGAUAAACCAAUGCUAGUCAAUUGAAAAAUAAAAUAUUAUAAUACAAAAAUAUUGCAUUAUUUAUCAAUUAAUUACAUUAUUAUUGUAAAUGGAGGCUAAGAAGAAAAAAUUGAAUUAAAAAUUAAUUAAGAAUUGAAUUAAGAAGAAGAAAGAUUUCUUGAAGGUCGCCAACGCGCACGUGGCAUCUUUAGUCUUGCAGGCGUCCAUAGGCUACAGUGAUCGUUUACCAGCAGACAGGCUGUAUGCUUGUUUAUCACUUUUGUGGUAUAAAAAUAUAUAUAAAAAAAAUAAGAAAGAAAAAAAGAAAGAAACAAUCAGUAUUAAGGCUUGAAUUAUAGUUUUAUAUAAAGUUUUACUCUUUUAAAACAAACAAAUGGAAAUCUCUAAAUAUGUAGAUUUAAUUUAGCCAAAACCUCUUAACUCGUACAUGGCACUAUAUGAUGUCUGAUUCGCCUUUUACAAUAUCUAGACGUAUUAAAGUUAAAACCUUAUUUGUUUAUAGGAUUACCAACAUAAGAUACAGCGAAGCAUUUCAAUAUAAUCCACAUUAGGGCUAACUGUUCUUACAUUUAGGUAAAGGUAACCACGGCAUGCUUUAUGUUCGAGACACAUUAAAAUUGAAUUAAAUUAUUAAAAGUUAUCAAAUAAAUAAAAAUAUUAAUUAUAUACACAUAUAAUGGAACUUAUGAUAAAAUCAUUUCAAUUUAAAUUAAAUUAUA